AUGUACCUAUACAUACUCUUGUCUGUUAUUGCUGGCGCCGCUGCUGCUGCCGAGAUGGAGGCCGAAGGUCGUCACUACCAUCAGCAUCAUAACUUCAGACACUCUCAUCAUCGCCAUAUGGACGUUGAUGAGGACGAGGACAAGGUUCCAUCCCUUUCCGGAAACAAACAAGACGCUGAUGCAGUGAUGGCUGAGCUGAGCGCUAAGACUCAGAAGGCCAUGGCCAAGCUGAAGAAGGACGUCCUCGUAGAGAAACAGGUCCAUGACCAGUUCGAGAAGGAACUAAAGGGUCUGGAACCACUCGAAAAAGACUUAAAUGAGGACGAUAACGAAAGUUCGUUCAUCCAAGAGGGCACCAAGAGCAGCGUCGAUGAUAAAUUCAUGGCUACUCUCGAUGCCAAUAUGAAGAACGACGAGCUGAGCUCUUCUGAAUAUGAGAAGGGCCUUGAUAACUGGUACGCUGGCUUUAAGAAGGAGCUGGCCAGUUUGGUCAAGAGUGAUGAUGGCGAUCACCACCCGGGAGACGAUACGCCUGAUGAUACCUCUCUGGCGGAGAUAGGAUCUAAGCAUGCUUCUGAAAGGAUCAAGUGCCCAUACGACGAUGAUGAUGAGGAUUCCUUCCUGGAGAAAAGCAGAGGCUCGGGUGAAGACAACGAGGCUCAAUUUAAGGCUGAAGUCGAUGAGGAGGAGAAUGGAGAGGAAAGGAGGAAACAGUGUGAACACAACACCAAGUUCGGCAUCGUAGGUUGA
Molecule: messenger RNA, 750 nt
Organism: Perkinsus marinus ATCC 50983
Lineage: Eukaryota; Perkinsozoa; Perkinsida; Perkinsidae
Exons: 7
Coding region: 1-750 (249 amino acids)
Source: RefSeq, a predicted model, not a curated record